AUGGAGUUCGCAGCCGACUAUAAGAUGAUUACUGACCUCAUGCCCAAAUACGAUGGGAACCCUAAAAGAUUAAACUUUUAUUUAAGAGAAGUUGAUAAUUUAAUGGGACUUAUCCACCCAACAGCGGAUGCAGGCUCUCUAGCUAUAGUUUGUCUUAUAAAAAGUCGCCUUAGUGGUGCGGCGAUUGACGCGAUAGCUUAUGAGGAGUCAUUAAACAGUUGGCCCGAUAUAAAACGCGUUCUACUAACACGUCUAGGAGAACCUAGGAACGAGAUUCAAGUUAUGCAAGAGCUCACACGUAUCCGUCGGAAUAAAAACGAGGAUGCGGAAUCCUUCGGUAAAAGGAUUAGGGACCUUUUAGAUACUCUGUAUAUGGUUGGGCAACACACCGACAAGUCGUACUAUGAGAAAAUGGCUAUUGAGCAAUAUAUCAGUCAAUUGGACUUCCAUAUAUCAAUAGGCGUAAGAAUUAUGAUGCCAGGUACAUUGGAACUUGCAAUAGUAACCGCACGACAGGAGGAGACGAAAUCAGUUACUUAUAAGAAUAAUUCUAGUUUUAAUUCCCAAAACCAACAGCAAAAAGCUACAAAAAUAGAUAAUUAUAAACCUAAUAAUUUUCCACGUCAAUUUCAUGGUCAAGGACUCAACUCAGGACGAAGACGACCAGAGUUUCGGAAAAAUCCUGAGAUGUUUCAAUUUGUUCUUCUAUUAAGUUAG
Achroia grisella is the source of this 717-nucleotide messenger RNA. RefSeq lists its product as uncharacterized. The coding region runs from base 1 to 717 and encodes 238 amino acids. The record is from RefSeq and is a predicted model, not a curated record. The transcript has a single exon. NCBI's taxonomy places the organism in Eukaryota, Metazoa, Arthropoda, Insecta, Lepidoptera, Pyralidae.